This is a messenger RNA of Amphimedon queenslandica, 1700 nucleotides long. RefSeq names its product WASH complex subunit CCDC53 homolog. Lineage: Eukaryota; Metazoa; Porifera; Demospongiae; Haplosclerida; Niphatidae. The coding region runs from base 235 to 1674 and encodes 479 amino acids. The transcript is spliced from 2 exons. The record is from RefSeq and is a predicted model, not a curated record.
UUGGCAUAAAUCGGAAUGUGAACAUAUGAAGUACAAGUACAUAAUGUACUAAUAAAAACUAUUGCACAAUCAAUGCAUGCAAUAGCCGCAUAGGAUUACAUCAGCAAAAUUAAUUUCUAAUUAAUGCUCACUCAACAGUAACACAGCCAGCCAAGUCACCUAAUAGCCUCGCUAAUCAUAUAUUAUUCUCUUAGCAAAUUAGUUGGGUUUCUGUAUUUAACAAGGUUAUUCAAAAUGGAAGUAAUAAUCUUUCUACUAAUAAUAGCCUUCAUUAUUCUACCAGUUGGUCCGCUCAGAAGACUUUUAGCUACCAUCAUUGAAGAUGUGCAUGCCACCUAUAAGCUUGGAAUAGAAUCCAAAAAAAAGCCAAGCACUCAUGACAAGGUAGCUACUCACCCACUGUACUACCAGCCUCUGAAGAAACACCAGUACAAGGAUGAGUAUAAUGGUGACACAGGUACUGAUGAUACUGACACUGAGACUGUCCCCAAUAGCACUGUCACUACGCAUGAUAUCAAUUCAAAGGAGAUAUCUGACAACAAGUCAUUGUUUGAGAGCUCUUCUCUGGAAAUGAUGAAUAACGAUAAAAAUGCCAAAAAGAUCUCCGUUCGUAAAAAUGAGACAAAAAAUUGCGACAAGUCACCACAUGUUACCUCUUCGUUUAAAAGGCCUUCCAUGUUAUCUUCUGUACCUUCUCCUCCUCCCUCUCCCCCACUCUCUCCCCCUCCAUCUCCUCUUCCCAUCCUUCCUCCUCCUCCUACGAGCACAGCUAGGGGGACAAUAAUCCCUAGCAGUGAUGAAAAUGCUGAGGCCCAUUCUGAAACCAAACCGAAGAGUAAAAAGAGACGAAGGAAGAGAAACGGAACUAGUACCAGUCAGCCUCAAUCUCUACCGACUGAACAGCGCCAGAAGAAACCAUCAAAGGAUAUACUGUACUCUUCCCUACCUAAUCACCUCAAGCCACAGCACCCAGACCAUCAAAAAUAUUCUUGUGAUAAGCCUGAAAGUACUGGACUGCCUGAUGCUAAUGUUAAAAUAGUUCCCAGAGAGGCUAGGGGAGCUAUUAGUCAGCCUCAACCAUCACUCUCUUGUCCUCUCCCACCAGCAAUAACAGUCCCAUCCAGUGGUAACCAAUCAACACACUCUAUGAUAUUUCCUCCUCUGCCUGUCUCUCAUCAUGGGCAUAUGUCAUUAGAGUCCUCAAACUCUGGUCCUUCUCCAGUCCAACCACCUGCAGUUCCACCAGUUGUAGUAAGAGAUGAAGCUGUUCAUGCUGCUAGUAAUGAGGAAGGACGUGUUGUGAACCAGUUUGAUUUGGUUAAGUUUGAAAAUGAAAACAUGAGAGCCGUUAAUAAUGAGAGAGAUAUUGAUGAUGACAACGAUGAUGAUGAUGACGAUGAUGAUGAUGCUAGAGUUCCUUCCAGUCUUCAAUUGCCUGAACUAGUGAGAGAGCAUGUACCGGUUCAGUCUAGCGCUGAUGCUCCUCCUCUUAUUGAUGAUGCUUGGGAGGCGCAGCAGCCUGUUAAUGUCAGUAUGGAGCCUCCAACAGAAGAGGUAGUCAUUACUCCACUAGUCCUUCACUUUCCACAGGAGCUGCAAGAGCUGGUCCUUCCUAAUUCCCAGCCUUUCAAGGAGCCAGAAAGCUUCAUUGACGCUGGAGAUGACAUUAAUUAAUUGAGGAGAAAUGUACAUGUACAUGU